Molecule: messenger RNA, 282 nt
Organism: Peronospora matthiolae
Lineage: Eukaryota; Oomycota; Peronosporomycetes; Peronosporales; Peronosporaceae
Source: the annotation of a GenBank genome assembly
AUGUUCGAUCAAGACGGUCUGGUCGACCCUGUCGACCAAUGCCUCCCGAAAGGCUUCGGACUGCUUGAACUCGUCUUCAUAGCGAACGCGCAAGCGGUCGUACUUCGAUUGGACGAACUGAACGAAAGGGGACGCGGAGGUGCGGAGCGCCUGAAGGUCCCCACUCAGCUAGCGAUUCUGGAUCAUCUGCUGCUCCAAAGCAGCCUCCAUACUCUGGUACCGAUCUACGACAGUCUGUCGGAGGUUCAGGCGAAGGCAAAGCGAAUCAAUCGCUGCGUUUAA